AUGGAUACAGAUGCUCUUCUAAAACAACAACAAGAUUUGGCAGCAAAAUUAGAUGCUCAAAUGAAAGCAGGACCCCAACCUUCUGCAAAUAGCGUACCAACUGGACCUUGUGUCGGACCACUAUCCUAUAAUGAAGCAAUUUCCAGAAUGAAUAAGAAUAAAGAAGAUUACGAAUACUUAAAGCAUCCAAGAUAA
Heterostelium album PN500 is the source of this 195-nucleotide messenger RNA. RefSeq lists its product as uncharacterized. The coding region runs from base 1 to 195 and encodes 64 amino acids. The transcript has a single exon. NCBI's taxonomy places the organism in Eukaryota, Evosea, Eumycetozoa, Acytosteliales, Acytosteliaceae. The record is from RefSeq and is a predicted model, not a curated record.